This is a messenger RNA of Tetrahymena thermophila SB210, 1632 nucleotides long. Its product is annotated as C3HC4 type (RING finger) zinc finger protein. Gene Ontology annotation, molecular function: ubiquitin protein ligase activity. The transcript has 4 exons. The record is from RefSeq and is a predicted model, not a curated record. Gene Ontology annotation, biological process: proteasome-mediated ubiquitin-dependent protein catabolic process. NCBI's taxonomy places the organism in Eukaryota, Ciliophora, Oligohymenophorea, Hymenostomatida, Tetrahymenidae.
AUGCAACUAAUAGAAGUAGAGAACUAAAUUAACAUGCAGUAUUUGACUUAGCUCUUACAGAAUGAAGAGUUUGAUAUCAAAAAGUAUAAAUACAGAAAUAACUUAUGGAAUGCAGACCAUCUAAACUCUCAAGAGCUGUUAAGCCUUUACAGACAAUUUUAGUUCUACGAUUCUGCAAAAAGAUAGGCUGCUCUCAGCAAAAUCAACCCUGAACACUAAGGAAUAAAUUAAGUGCAAUAAAAUUUAUAUGCACAAGCAGAUUAGCCUUGUCAUCAGAAUCGCCGUUAAAAAAAUAAAAGUUCGAUUUAGGGUUCUUUUGAAAACCAGUUCUCAUAAAAUUAGUAUGAAAACUAAAGAGGUGAGGAUUUUGUAGAAAUUAAUGUAGAUAGUGAAGUGCGUUCUAUGAGAAGAAACAAUAGCGAAAAUAACCUUUAUGAGUAGAGGGAUGCUUAGGAAAACUAAGGAAGGCCACUUGAAGAAAUAUAGCCUUUGUCUAUAGCAAGGAGAUCGCAUGAAGAUCCAUACACUGUUAAGAUUAUCAUUUCUGAUAUGGAUGAAAUAAACUUUCCAGCAACGAUGCAAAAAUACCCUUUUAGGCAUAAUGUAUACGAUUUAACCAACUUUAGUGACGUAGUUACUAAAGGAAUUCUUAGACGUCUAAUCUUUUUGAGUAUCAGUGGGUAUAUUGGAUUUGAUAACUCUGAGCGUGCUGAGCUCGUCAGAGGAGCUUUCCUCUUGGAAUUUGAUGCAUUUUUUGAAUAUCUGAUGAAACCUUCUAUAUGUUAAAUACUUAAAUUUGAUUAACAAGAUGAUGUAUUAGAAGUAAUAAGCUUUAUGUGGGAAAUCAAUAUCAGGAAAUCUAUGAAAUACUAUGAUUUUAUAGUGAAAUUGGCGACUUUGAAUCCAGAAUUUUAUAAGAAAGAUGGGAACAUAUCAUCUAAAAUGCUAGACAUAGAUGUAUGUGUCAUGGAAGCACAAUUAUUACCAUUGAUCUAGCGAAUUUUUUAAUCAGACGCGAGUAUUAGUUCCAGCAAAUAGCAAACUAUUAUGAAAUAAAUUAUUGAAUAUUACGAAAUUCAUAAUGGAAAACAUAUCAUCUAUCCAUUUAUUCAAUAAAAAUCGGAGAAGGAUGUAGCAGACUAGAUAGAAGAAAAGUUUUAGAAUUUACUAAAAGAAUUUGACUGCCCAAUCUGCUUCUUGCCAUUUGAAAAUUGUUACACAUCCAAAUGCGGUCAUUCUUUUUGUUAAAGCUGCAUUCAAAGUUCUGUUCAAAAAUUCGGUAACUGCCCUGUCUGCUAGCAAAACAUCUCCUAGGAAGAUCUCUUUAGAAAUUUCCACAUGAAUGAAAUAAAGAGCAUAGCAUAUAAAGAAAAAGAAGAAACAAAAAAUUAUGAAAUAAAUCGCCUUAAGCAUAUGAAUAGCUUCAAAGAAAAAUUUUAGUAAAUUAUGCAAACUAAUAUCAUCAAUAGCGUAUAAGCAUAGCUUGAAAAAAAAUAAUUAGGUAAUAACAGUAGCAACAAUAACGAAUGCGUUUAAAGCUUCGAAUCAAUCUAGAAACUUAAAAAACAAAUAUAAUACCUUGUCAAUAUAACAUUUGAUUAACUUAUGGAUUCAUUUAACAUAGAAAGUUGA